Physcomitrium patens is the source of this 2534-nucleotide messenger RNA. RefSeq names its product cytochrome P450 709B3. The record is from RefSeq and is a predicted model, not a curated record. Lineage: Eukaryota; Viridiplantae; Streptophyta; Bryopsida; Funariales; Funariaceae. Gene Ontology annotation, molecular function: oxidoreductase activity, acting on paired donors, with incorporation or reduction of molecular oxygen; iron ion binding; monooxygenase activity.
CGCGUGCGCCAGCUGCCGCGAGGCGAGCCGCACGCAGAGCGAAGGAGAAGACGAAGCUGGGGAUGGUGAAGCCAGUGAAUUGGGAUCCAUGGCCACGAUGUCGAAGCUGGGUUUGCUUGCUUUCUGGUGUGCUAGCCAGGCAAUGUGGUGGUGGUGGUGAUGCAGAAUCCAUGACGCUACAGCAGCGUCGCACUACUAAACGUAGCAUCCUCGCAUCCCACAGAAUCAGAUAAUUCCCACUUUCUAUUCCUAUCAUGCUGACUCCUGCUUCACGUCACAGUCUUGGAUCUGUUAUCGUCAGUUUCCUGUUCAGUUGUGGGCUCGACUUCGGAGCUGGAACCUCGGAGACAGCACCAUGAAAAACUUGUCAUUACGAAGGUUUUUUUUGUGAUAGUUCGCUUUCUGAGCGGUGCAGAGGGUUGGCAGAGUAGGGCGGGAUUCUGAUUCCCCAUACUGCAGCGUGUUCAUGUGCUGUUGCGGUGCCUGGCGAUAUGGUGUUCACACAAUGGGUUCGUUUUGCGGCCUUGGCAAUUCCGGAGGAUGUGAGAAACGCACUUGGGGUGGUGUUACUUGCUUUUGUUGCUAGUGCGAUCGUGAGAGUUGUGUUUUCGUUGGUGAAAACGUACUUGUAUGAUCCGCUGAGCAUAGGGCGCAUCAUGGCGAAGCAAGGGAUUGAAGGACCCCCUUUCCACCCGAUCUUUGGCACCACGGCUGAAUUGAACGCGUAUGUCAAGUCGGUUCCUGAGUCUUUGCCUCUUGAUGAAGACCACGACUCGAUGCGGACCGUCAGCCCUCAUUUUCACAUGUAUUUUCCCAAAUUCGGAAAACGAUUCCUGUACUGGCGAGGACCGCACGCAAAACUGGUUUCGAAAGAUCCAGGUCUUGCCAAAGAGGUCCUUUUGUCGCAAUAUGAGUUUUUCCAGAGGCACCCUCAAGAUAUCAAAAUGUUAUCGAAUUUUGUUGGCAUGGGCUUGGAUAACUUAACAGGUGAGAAAUGGGCUAUUGAGCGACGCACACUCAAUCCCUUCUUUUACCACGACCCCUUAAAGGGCAUGGUAGAGGGCAUGGUGAAAGGCGCGGAGCCGGUGUUGAAGAGCUGGGAAGAGGAGGUGGCUAGAGCAGGUGGCACAGCUGAGUUCAACUUGGAGGAGGAUUUGCAUACAAUUUCUGGCAACAUCAUCGCCCACACGGCGUUCGGAACUGAUCACGAAAAGGCGAAGGAGAUAUAUCAGACGCAGAGGGAAUACGUCAACCUUCUCUUUCAAAAUUUACACAGCGGGUGGUACUGGAUUCCAGGAUUCACGUAUCUUCCUACACAAACGAACGUCACUAUGGCGCGGUUGAGAUCUACAAUCGAUAGUUCGCUUCACGAGCUCAUCACAGAGCGGCGGAAAGCAGCGGAGCGAGGAGACACGGCGUCUUACGGUAAUGAUCUUCUCGGGAUAAUGCUAGCAGCUGCAUCCAAUUCCACAGAUGAGACAGCUACCGAAUUCAACCUUGCUUCUGUUUUCAAUAACGCGAAGCUCUUCUUCUUUGCGGGGCAAGACACAGUCGCAACUGUGCUUACCUUCACACUCCUGCAGCUUGCGAGGUAUCCUGAAUGGCAGGAUCGGGCUCGACAAGAGGUUCUCGAGGAGGUUGGCGAAACGGAAGCAUAUGACUCCACCACACUCAAUCGACUGAAAAUUGUGGGGAUGAUAGUGAACGAAACCAUGCGGUUGUUCCCGGCCGUCAUCUCCGUCUCCAAGGUAGCCACAAAGGAUAUGCAAAUCAACGAAUUGUUCAUUCCGAAAGGGCUCACAGUGGAAAUCCCCAUAGUAUCAUACAACCAAGACCCUGAGAUUUGGGGAGAUGAUGCCCACAAGUUCAAGCCCGACAGAUUCGAGCACGGUGUCUCGAAAGCUUGCAAACACCCACGUGCGUUUCUGCCGUUCAGCAUGGGGCCCAAGAUGUGCAUAGGCAAAGAAUUCGCUUUAAUGGAGCUCAAACUGGUGGUUGCUAUGGUGCUUCGGCGCUUUCGGCUCUCGGUGUCGCCGCAUUACAAGCACCACCCUUAUUCAAGCUUGUUAACAAGACCCAAGUAUGGCAUGAAGCUUAUCUUCAGUAGCAGACAAGCAUCUAAGCUUGAGCACUGAACUCGCAGUGUCGCUGCCUUCACCACACCCUUUGAAAGCUUCUUCACUCACUUUGAUGAGAGCACCAAGUUUGCAAGCAACUUUGGAUCUGCUGUGCACAAACACACAGACACACUCACAGACACAUACUGACACACUCAUUCACACAAUUGAGCUCAAGAGCGGUGCUUCUGUCAACGCUGUGAAUCUCAUGAUCUAUCGCUGGUUUUGCUUCCAGCGUAUGCUUCUUCAUGAUGCAUUUAGUAGGGUGUGGUCUUCUGAGCAGUCUUCGAAACUGGGUAUAUAUUUGUGUAUAUUUAAGUAUGUUUUUGUAUACACUUGUCUCCUUUUUCUUUGUUUCAUUUGUGAGUUUUGUUUUGCUAGGUAAUGGGAAAAUAUAUCUGUGCUCUGUUGCUUGUU